Molecule: messenger RNA, 675 nt
Organism: Scomber japonicus (chub mackerel)
Lineage: Eukaryota; Metazoa; Chordata; Actinopteri; Scombriformes; Scombridae
Product: ADP-ribosylation factor-like protein 9
Exons: 5
Coding region: 1-675 (224 amino acids)
Molecular function (GO): GTP binding; GTPase activity
Source: RefSeq, a predicted model, not a curated record
AUGUCUGAAUGGAUCAGAGCCACUCUCCGCACUGUGUUAGAGGGUCUUAUGAGUGGACUCUCCUAUCUUGUCUGGGACCUCCUCCUUUACUCCUUUCAGAUGAAUAAACGUCAGGACCUGCAGCUACAAGAGGAGGUCCUCUGCAGUCAGAUCAGGCCCGUGGCGUCAGGCAGAGCACGAGUAGUAGUUCUAGGUAUGGAUGGAGCCGGAAAGACCAGCCUGCUACGUGGUUUGGCCUCCGGUUGUCUGGAGCGAGACACUGAGCCAAAAGAGGCCUUUCGUACCUUCGCCAUCGACAAAGACGACCUGCACAUGGAGUUCCUGGAGAUUGGAGGUAAAGAGGCGCUGCAGUCCUGCGGGCAGAGUUACAUGUCCACGGCUGAGCUGCUGAUGUUCGUGGUCGACUCCUCCAACUCGCAGCUCUUCCCUGUCACUAAAAAACAUCUGCAUGAGCUGCUGGCCUCAAACCCCGGUCUGCCUUUAAUGAUUCUGGCCAACAAACAGGAUCUUCCAGGAGCUUGCAGCCUCAUGUAUCUCUAUGACGCUCUGUCCCUGUCUGAGAUCAGAGGACGCAAGUGGUUCCUCUUCCACACUUUCGUGAAGGAAACGGAGAUCAGCUCAGAAGUUCAGAAAGCUCGAGAGCUGUUGAUCCAGAUGGUUGGUGAUCACAAAUAA